Cinara cedri is the source of this 2609-nucleotide messenger RNA. The record is from the annotation of a GenBank genome assembly. Lineage: Eukaryota; Metazoa; Arthropoda; Insecta; Hemiptera; Aphididae.
AAUAAUGUUUUCCAAUAAGAAAGAAUCAGAUGCAGUAUAUAAACCUCAUAUAAGAAGUGAUUCAAAUAUGCCUUCAAUGAAUGAUGGUUCAAAACCAACUUUAAAAGUCAAAUAUAUAGACCAUAAAUAUAAGGUAAAUAAUACUUUUUUACUAUAAAGUUAUGAAGUUUAUAUAAUAUAAAUAUUCAUAAAAUAAUUUAUGCUGAUUUUUAAUACAACCGUGUUAAUUGUGUAAUAAUAUAUAUGAGUUCUUCUCUCCUUUAGCCUGGAGAGUGUAUUGUACUUGUCCAGCUAUAAUUAUUGUCUUUACAAAAGACUCCAUAAAUAAAAAAAUGUUUGUUUAUGAAAUUGUUUAAAACAAUUUAUAUUAAUAUGUAAUACAACAUAAAAAGUUGUAUUGGUUGUUAGUAUUUAAAACUGACUAAGGAACCAUAGUAGCUAGAUUUAAUUUUUAAUUUUAUCAAAUAAAAACAAAACUAUAAAUAAAUAAAUUGUUUGAUUUCCAAGGCCAAAAAUAAUAAUGUGACUAAUUUGAAUAGUGGAGAAUUUUUUUCUAAGUUUUGUUGUUUACCACCUCCUAGGCGGAAAAUCUACAAUUUUGGUUUAUCCUCGUACUUUGAUAAUAAAUAUAAAGUAUGUACCUACCUAUAUUGUAAAAUAUAUAUAUAUUUUUUUUUUAAUAUUAUUUAGACUGUUGUUUUAGCAUAUAGUUUGAAUUUUAGAUAUGAAAUGUAUCGUAUUUUAUUGAGUACCUAUAUUUUUGAUACUUUUUGAAAGCAUUAUUUAUAAAAAUUAUUUUUCAAGAAAUUAGUCUUUUUUGGUAAUAUAGGUUUAUGUGUAAUAUUAAAUUUUAGUAUUUUGCAUUUUAGUUGUUUAUUACAUAAGUAAAUUUGUGUUUGAAAAUGUAUUUGAAUGUUAAAAUAAAUCAAUAAUAGUUUUGAUUUAUUCAUUUAUUUUUAUACAAGGGGACUACUUCUGAAUACAAGAAGAAGCUCGAAGAAUCUACUACUCUUUAUAUUGGAAAUCUAAAUUUACUUUCUACUGAAUCUGAUGUUCAAAAACUAUUUUCAAAGUGUGGUAAAAUAAAAACCAUUAUUAUGGGAGUUGAAAAAAAAACAUUAGCUCCUGGUGGAUUUUGUUUUGUUGAGUAUGUAUAUAAACUAAAUAUUUUAAAAUUUGUCUCUGUUAGAAAAAAAAAUUUAAAAUUAAUAAUUGUAGGUACUUGAAAAAUUAUUUAAAAAAAAUAACCCUUUAAUUAAUUUAGUAUUUGUAAAGUAAAGGUUUUGUAAAUAUUUAAGUUGGGUGUUAAAAAAACUUCCAAUCAUAUUUUGAAGUACUAUUUUUUUUUACCUCACAUUUUUUGGAGCGGUAAAAAUGUUUAAAAAGUUUAUCUAGUACUUUAAUAGAUAAGCAAUUUAAGUAACACUUGAUUAAUUAGCCAAGUAUACUUAAAGAUAUAAUUUAUAAAAAUUUUAAAUUACCAAUCCCAAAAAUCAAAAUUUAACAAAUAUCAAGUUGACAGUGUUUAUAUUUUAAUUUUGAAUGAUUGCUACAAUAAUACAUUGUUGUUUUUAAUAUUUAAAACAAAUUACCUAUUCUUUUUUUGUAUUACCAAAAAAAUGUUUUUGAUAAUUAUUAGUGUUAUAAUUAAAUAUAAAAGUGGAAUACAUUUAUUGAGUUUAGUUAUUUAAGAUAUAUAUAAUGUUAUUUGUUAAAGAUAAUUCUUAUAUUAUGUCUCACUUUCUAAAGAAAUCAAUAUAUGUAUAUAUACAUACAAAAUUGUAUAUAUGUACAAAAUUUGAAUUCUAAAAUUAUCAUAAUUUAGAUAUGAGACACGUGAAGCUGCUGAAAUUUGUAUAAAGACUCUGCAAAAUUACUUGUUAUAUGGAAAAAAAUUAAUAAUCGAUUGGGAUGCAGGUUUUGUUGAAGGACGUCAGUAUAGCCGUAAUAAAUUAAGUCAAAGACCUAUUGUGUAUUACCCAUUAUAAAAGGUAAUUUUUACUUUUGAACUUAAAAGCAUUUUUAAUUUUUUGUGAUUUUUUUGCUGUAAUUCGGUUAUAAAUAAGAGACUUAAAACUUGGUAAUAAUACUUAUAUUAGACUUACUUAGAAGUGGAAAAUUUCCAAAAUUAUCGGACUUUUUUUUUUUUAAUAAGCAUUUUGAAAUCAAAUUUAAACGAAAACCGCAAAAAAAAAAUUACGGCACUUCAAUUUAUAAAUUACCAAAAUGCGCCCGGAAUCGUCUUUCAUCAAGCAAUGGUUUUUCGUUGCUUAUAUGAAAUAACCUUAUAUAUCCUACCUUCUCAACUUCUCACCUACAAUCUACCUGUCAUCUAUAAUAUCGGCUUUUUUUUACAUUGGUAUUGUAUUUAAAAAAAAAAAAAAUUGUUAUUGAAUUAAGUCUUCCUGUAAUGUAUUUGAACUAUAUUUGUCAAAUGUAUGACACUUUUAAUGUUUACUUAUGCUAAGUAAAUUUUAUUUAAAUGCAGUAUGUGCAAAUAAUUAAUAUUCUAUUUUUCCUUAGGUUAAUUGUUGUCAUGAUGAGAGGCACAAGACUUUCAAUAUUUUGUUAAAAUAUAAAAAUUUAAGUAACCAUUUAUUGUUCUCCCU